AUGGGAGUGAGGCUGACGAUGCAUCACAUGGCCGCCGGCGGCGGCGGCUGGAUCUCCCUGCCGGCAGAGCUCCUCAAGGAAGUCUCCGACCGUCUGCGGGCCGACACGGACCAAAUCCACAUCCGCCAGGUAUGCGCCCACUGGCGCGCGUCCACCGCCCCGCUCGCGGCCCUCCGCCCGUGGGUCGUCGCCGCCCACGACCGCCACCGAGAUCCUUUUAGCGCGGUCAACCCCGUCGGCGAACACUCCUUGUGGCUGCCCCGCGGCGGCAGCGACCCAAGGAUGGACCCCCGGGCACCGGCCCCGGCCGGCCUCCCCUACUGCUGCGGCACGCCCUGUGGCUGGCUCGCUCUCACGGACCACCUGCGAUCCCCCACCAGGCUCAUCCUCUGGGAGCCCCUCUCCAAAGCCGAGAUCCCUCUGCCCACUCUCACAACCGUCGCCCAAGUGUUCCUCUCCGGAGACCCGCUCGCCUCGCCGGGCUGCCGCUGGAUGGCGAUCGCGAGCCAAAAGAUCCCCGGCGCACAGAUCGGGCAGAGGCUCUUCUUCUGGCGCCCCGUAGACGCGGGCUGGGUGAUGCAGCUCGAGUACCCUAACGGCAGGAUCGAAGGCGCGGCCUUCCACAACGGCAGAUUCUACGUCUCCACCAUCAACAUGUCCCUCGACAUUUUCGACCUCCAACACCAUCCUCCCAAUCGUCUGCGCCGCAUCUGCCUCUACGCUCCUUUGCAAGCGCGGUAUCCACGCUACCCUGGGAAUCCGAUACCGCAUGCUGUGGCCUGCAACAACCAGAUGCUGCUCGUCAUCGUGUAUCGCGGACCACGCCAGGCCGUGAUACUUGCGGAAGUGCACCGCCCGGAUUGGGAUGCCGACCGCCUCGACCUCCGGGAGCACAAGGUGUCGGAUCUCGGCGACUACUCGCUCUUCCUGGGCCGGGGUGACACGCUCGCGCUCUCUGCAAACGAGUUCCCGGCCAUCAGAAGAAAUUGUGUCUACUUUGUGGAGCAUGAUACAUACAAGCAUGAGCAGUGGGUGGUUGUGUUUGAUUUGGGGUCAAACGAUUUGGAACGGAUUCCCCACCCACAAGAGCACCUGGAGGGCGGCGGCAAAAGCACUGGCUGGCUGGCGUAUUCCUGGUUCUGUCCCAGAAGGCCCUUCCUUGGGAAGCAGGCCCUAUGAGGUAUUGGCAUCAUUUUGGUCAUUUGGAAUGCCAAAUAAAUCAACUUAUGCCCUUCGCAUUUUUCUUGUGUUGAGAUUCAAGUCAUACAAAGUAUACAAAGACGUACACAAUCCAUG
Molecule: messenger RNA, 1296 nt
Organism: Triticum dicoccoides
Lineage: Eukaryota; Viridiplantae; Streptophyta; Magnoliopsida; Poales; Poaceae
Exons: 1
Coding region: 1-1179 (392 amino acids)
Source: RefSeq, a predicted model, not a curated record